AUGCCUCCCCGCGACAUUCCUCAAGACACCAACAGCUCCGACACCAACAAGGAUUGCACAGCAUGGGAUAGCGAGCUCCUCAAAGGCGUGCUUAUCUGCUCAGGCAUCGCCGUCGUUCUCUUCGUGAUACUCUGUGAGGUACUGGUGUACCGCCACAAAGAGAAGCAAGGACGAGUCCAGGCUGAGCAACAGGUCAAACAUUUGACCGAACACUACGAGGGCAUCAUCGCACUCCAGGAGUCCACCAUCGCGAUCUACGUCAACCAAUGGGGACAACUCCCGCAGCAUCUUAUCGACGGAGAGGAGAGAAACCCCGGCAGACACACGGAUCCCGGCGUGCCUGUGGCCUCCGGAUCUCAACCUCCCAGGGCUUACGUUCGGUGGAACGCUCACCAAGGCGUGGACGAGCGUGAGAGAGGUUCUAACAUGCGCUGUGCUAACGGCGGUGGUAGUAGUGACAGAUUGCCCCCGCUCUCCUUCCAGAACCGUUCUGUUCCCGAAAACGCCAGGCCUGGGGUCAGAACACUUCCGGACGGCUCUGACACAUUCGUGGUCAGCGUUCCAGACGACGUCUCUGACGAUUACUCUGCAGACGGAGGUCCCAGUAGCAGCAGUCGUUAUGAUAGACAGCGCGAUGGCCAAGUUAGUCCCGUCUCGAGCAAUGCGAGUGUGAGAAACGACCACGACCUCUCCGCCUCCGUUUCAAGCGGGCGUUCACUCACCCAUGGGCGUCGCGACUUGACACGAGAUCAGCGGAUGUAG
Messenger RNA from Colletotrichum karsti, 762 nucleotides. RefSeq lists its product as uncharacterized. The record is from RefSeq and is a predicted model, not a curated record. The transcript has a single exon. Lineage: Eukaryota; Fungi; Ascomycota; Sordariomycetes; Glomerellales; Glomerellaceae. Bases 1 to 762 code for a protein of 253 amino acids.